AGUAAGAUAGAUAGAGGCAAGAGCAGGGGAGGGAAUUAGAUAGAGAUUAAGAUAUGGAGAGAGAGUGUGAGUAAAGUGAAAGAGUAAGAGUGCGAGGGAGUGAGUUGACGGAACUGCAAGAUGGCGCCGUCGAGUAAAUCCGUGAAAGACGAAGAAACUGAAGUUUGUGGUACAGAAAACAAGAACUACCCCAUCAGUACCCGCAACCUACCUACUGGAUGGAGACGAUGCGUUGUCCAAAGAACAAAUGGAAAAAGCGCCGGAAAGUUUGAUGUUUACUUUUACAGUCCUGAAAAUAAAAGAUUUCGGUCAAGAGUAAAACUAAUGGAAUUUUUUACUGAGAAGAGCCUCAACUUCAAUAUUGAUGACUUUGAGUUUAAUUCAAAGAGUUCUUCAUCGUUUACAACACAAGCAAAGCCCAAAAAAAGUUCCAAAGUUGUGGCAAAGCCACCACAACCUGUAAAGAAGAGUUCCAAAAAGUUGCCAAAACUGGUUAUAAAAUUGGCAUUCCCGGUGCCUUUGAAAUAUAAAGAUUUGUAUCCUCUUCAGUUUAACAUUUGGAAUUAUUUUGAAGACUGGGUUAGUAUUGUAGAGAAUGGAGAUCUUAAAACACGAGAUGGGGUAACGAACCGGAUUCGAACAACUCUAAAAGAACUAAUGUUAAAAGAUUUGGAAGCUUUUGAAACGACUUUGAAGAAAGAAACGGUUAAUUCUGUGAAACCAAUCAAGAAAACUGAUAAUUCUAAAGUUAAGCAGAAACAAGCUUUAUCCGAAAAUACUAAAUUAAAAGAGAAAAAUACCUCCAAUUCUUCAAAAGUAGCAAAUUCUGUUAGUCCUGAUAAGAAAAAUGUGUCUCUUUGUACAGAUUCCAAAACAUUGGCAUCACAAUCUCACCUCAAAGAGAAUGGUUCCCCAAAAUUAAAAGUGAAAAAUGCCACCAAUUCUUCAAAAGAGACUAACUCUGUUAGUCUCAGUUCCAAUAAGAAACUUAUCACCAAUUCUUCGAAAGUAACAAACUCUGUUAGUUCUGAUAAGAAAAACAUGCCUUUGUGUUCAGAUUCCAAAACAUUGGCAUCACAAUCUCAUCUCAAAGAGAAUGGUUCACCAUCCUUGGCCAGUUUCCUUUCCAAAAAAAGGAAACUGGAAAAGGAGUGUGGCCCUGAAUUGUUAAAAGACUUGCAUCCCAAUAAAAUGGCUAAAGUUGCUGCUGGCGGUGAUGAAGAUAAUGGUGAUGCUGAUAAUUGCAAAGUGGCCGAUGCCAAAAGUUGUCAAAAUUCCUCCAUUAAAGAAACUAAAUCAAAGCCCAAAAGUCCAAAAUCACUGCAGAAAAGUAAAUAUUUCCAGAAGAAAGAUGACAAAAUGACGUCAUUGGCCCAGCCUCGAAUUCUCAGCCAAACAAAAUGGACACCCCCGAAAUCGCCAUUCUGCCUUGUCCAAGAAAGUCUCUUCCACGACCCAUGGAAAUUAUUGAUUGCUACGAUAUUUCUUAAUAAAACUACAGGCAAAGCUGCGAUUCCUUUGUUGUGGAAAUUCUUUGAUCUCUACCCUGAUGCUGAUACCACAAGAAAAGCUAAUUGGCAAGAAAUAGCACGUUUGAUAACUCCACUUGGUCUUAAUGAAAAACGCUCCAAGAUAAUCAUCCGAUUUUCAGAGGAAUAUCGUCUGAAGAACUGGAAAUAUCCUGAUGAAUUAUAUGGUAUUGGAAAAUAUGGCAAUGAUUCUUACAGAAUAUUUUGUAUCAAUGAAUGGAAACAGGUGAUACCUACUGACCAUAAACUCAACGACUACCAUAAAUGGUUAUGGGACAAUCAUGAACGACUUGGAAUCUAAACACAUAUCCAAAAUACCUCCACGUCUCCAGAAUAUCGGAAUUUACAUUUCCACUUGGCAGGAGUAAUACAACCCAACCCUCUGCUCCUCUUCUGUCCUCCAUGUCGACUUUCAGCUUGGCUUUCUAGGAAUUUUGUGAUAUAAUAAUAAUAAUGAUAAUGAUGAUUAUAAUUUUGAUUCUUCCUCCAUGAUAAUGCUACAUGUUAGGUUAUGUGUAGCUAACUGGAAGGCAGUUGAGUUUUAAGUUUUGGAGUGGCGUUGGCAUGGUGUGCCUACCAGAAGCGUGUAAUAUGGUGGGGACAUGUGCACUGGUUGUAUGGUGUGUUUGUAUAUGUGUGUGAGUGUGUGUGUGUGUGUAUAUGUGUGUGUGUGUGUACUUUCAAUAGAGCUGCAAAAUUUUCAUGCAACUCAGAGUUUCGUGUUCCCAUUCGUCAGGCAAUUUUGAUGGAUACUGAAUUAAAAUCACGAUUGUAAUUUAGUAUUCUGAUGAAAUGGGAACGUGAAACUCUGAGUAACUGUUUUGUGAAAAUUUUGCAGUUUUAAUAAAAGGAUAUUACUCUACCUUUGGUAGUUGAGUACUUUUUUUUCGACCUACUUUUGCAUUUAUGUGCCUAC
Octopus sinensis (East Asian common octopus) is the source of this 2445-nucleotide messenger RNA. RefSeq names its product methyl-CpG-binding domain protein 4. Gene Ontology annotation, biological process: DNA repair. Bases 121 to 1830 code for a protein of 569 amino acids. Gene Ontology annotation, molecular function: DNA binding; catalytic activity. The transcript is spliced from 7 exons. The record is from RefSeq and is a predicted model, not a curated record. Gene Ontology annotation, cellular component: nucleus. NCBI's taxonomy places the organism in Eukaryota, Metazoa, Mollusca, Cephalopoda, Octopoda, Octopodidae.